AUGGACGACGAUGCACUGGUACGCGUCAAAACGCUCGACGGGCAAAGCAUUCUCGUCGCUCUAGCUGCUGCGAAGAAGAUCCAGGAGCUCAGGGAUCUUCUCGUCGCGAGGAAGUGGCCAAUGCUAGACGAUGGAGCCGCAGCGCAGCGAUUCCAUUUGAUCCACAAGGGAGUGAAUCUCAGCCCUAGCACGCCGAUCUCAUCGCUGUUGCUGCAAGACGAAGAUUUCAUCGCCUGUGUGCCUCACGCCCGAACGAAAAUUUCGUCCGAUGCUCCAGCGGAGAAUGUAAGUUCCAGCGCCAGUGUUGCGGUUCCUCCCGACUCGAGCAAACGAAGGAAACAGUAUACGAAUCCAGGAGAGAGUUCUUCCGAGUAUCCUCCAUCACUCCAAAGGAUGGAGAGAGUUUUCAACGCUCUAAAUUCUGUGUGUGGAUUUCUGGAGAAGAACCGGAUCGAACUUACGUGGGCAUCUGUCAAGAGUGCUUUGCAGCAUUCAUGCACAAACAUUGACGAAGUUGUGACUCUUGCGGACAUCAAAGAUCUUGCUUUUAUUUGUCCUAAGGUGAUAGUGGUGAAAUGUAUGACAGGAGACGAAUCUCAGGACGUCUCUAUUACCAUGGAAAUUUUUCCAAAGUCCUGUCAUGGUAAACGAAAUAUGUCGGACAGUGCUUUGACGCAGCUGACUCAGAGAAGAAAAGCAGCCUUCGAUUACGCUGUGAACGAUAUAAUUUCAAACAUACGGGUAUGGGUGUCGUCUCCUGACGAUGUGAAUUUACUUGCAAUGCAGGCAAAGACUGGCGUCGAGUCUGAUGUUACAUUGGAGCAAAUGCGUUCAUAUGCAAAGGAGCUUCGUGUUCCCGGUGGAGUUUUAAGAACAGGUCCGCUUCUAUAUGCACGCACAGUCCCAUGGCGUGCAAAUUCAGGUUCUUCAAGUAAUCGACGACAAGAACAUUGCAAGGAUGUCAAGACACUAUCAGCUUCUGAAAUGGUAGAGCAUUUGAAGGAAGUGCUAGGAACAUCUGGCCAGAUAAUUCAUUGCGAAAGAUUGAAAUGCCGACAUGCUGAAUUUGGUAUGCUCCAAGGUGAGCUCUCAAAUGCUACAAAAACUGCUUUGAAGAACAUUGGUGUUGCUAGACUUUAUACACACCAGGCAUUGGCAGUGGAUGCCGCUUUGAUGUCCAAAAGCAUUGUAGUUUCCACCUCUACCGCAAGCGGGAAGUCCUUGUGUUACAACGUUCCUGUUUUGGAGUCUAUGUUAAGCAGCACUGAAACAUGUGCUUUGUAUUUGUUUCCAACCAAGGCCUUAGCCCAAGAUCAAUUACGGGCUUUGCUAGCUUUCUCAAAUGAUAUAACGGCGGGAGUGUAUGACGGCGAUACGAGUCAGGCUGAAAGGCAAACUUUACGAGAGAAGGCCAGAAUCCUGAUAACUAAUCCGGACAUGCUUCAUUGCUCGAUUUUGCCGUUCCAUAAACAAUUUGCACGAUUUCUUUCAAACCUCCGGCACCUAGUGAUUGAUGAAGCUCAUGCGUAUCGAGGAGCUUUUGGUUGUCACGUUGCUCUCAUCCUACGUCGGUUACGGCGCAUAUGUGCUCAUUUAUACGGUACUGUGCCGACCUUUAUCGUCUGCAGCGCCACAGUAGCAAACCCAAGGGAGCACACAAUGGAGCUUACAGGCCUGAGAGAGGUCACGUCCAUUGCUGAGGAUGGAAGCCCAUGCGGUGAAAAGCUGUUUUUACUUUGGAAUCCUCCCGUCCGGGGGAUCAAGGAUCCUGGAGACGACAAGCCAGCCAAGCGGUUCAGCCCAAUUCUAGAGGUUGCGUAUCUCUUUGCCGAAAUGGUGCAACAUGGACUACGGUGCAUAACAUUUUGCAAGACUCGUAAACUUUGCGAGCUUGUUUUGGCAUACACUCAUGGUGUUUUAAAAGAAACUGCGCCUGAUUUAGUCCACACUAUUCAAGCGUAUCGCGCGGGCUACACUCCAGAGGAACGGCGACGCAUCGAAAAGGAUCUGUUUGGAGGAAAGCUCCGUGGUGUGGCCGCAACAAGCGCUUUGGAGCUUGGCAUUGACGUUGGAAGCCUGGAUGCCACGCUGCAUCUUGGCUUUCCUGGUACAGUGGCAAGCUUGUGGCAACAAGCAGGACGAGCUGGCCGAAGGGAGAAGACGUCCUUAUCAAUUUACGUGGCAUUUGAAGGGCCUUUAGACCAGCAUUUCUUUAAAGAACCUUUGAGACUAUUUUCGAGGCCCAUUGAAAACGCGCAGAUUGAUUCUCACAAUCCACAGGUCCUGGGACAGCAUCUGACGUGCGCAGCAUUUGAACAUCAUCUGCAUAGUGUCUACGAUGAAGAUUAUUUCAGUACCAGCUUGGAUGGAGCAAUAUCGGAACUUGUCCGAAAAGGAUGCGUUGCCCGUCAUCCGAGUUGCUCAAUCGUCAAUUCCUGGACUUACAUUGGAGAAGCUAAGCUACCCUCGGCUACCUUCAGCAUCAGAGCGAUCGAUCCAGACAAGUAUUCUAUUGUCGAUGAGGUUACUAGCAAGGUUAUUGAAGAAGUGGAAGCAAAUAGAGCGUUCUUUCAGAUUUACGAAGGUGCAGUAUAUAUAAAUCAGGGAAAAAAGUUUUUGGUAAACAGGUUAAACCUGACGGAAAGGUUGGCUUUCUGCCGUCCAACAGAUGUGAAGUACUAUACUAAAACUCGAGACUACACCGACGUGCACGUUGUCGGCAGUGAACUGACUUAUCCAAAAAGAGCCUCAGAUGUCAAAUACCGGCUCACGAGUGCACAAGUGAACAGGUGCCAAAUAACGACGUCCUGGAUUGGAUUUCGAAAGAUCUGGGAAGUUUCGAAUGAAACUUUCGAUUCAGUUGAUCUUCACCUUCCAAACGUUUCGUACGAUUCUCAGGCGGCUUGGAUUCGUGUUCCCAACGAAGUCAAGGAAGCUGUUGAGGCCAAAUGUCUUGAUUUGCGAGCUGGCCUUCACUCAGCCUGUCAUGCACUCUUAAACGUCCUUCCGCUAUAUAUCAUGUGCAACCCGUCAGACGUCGGUACAGACUGUGCUCACCCCCAAGAUAAACGUUAUUAUCCGGUAAGGUUGCUUGUCUUCGAUCGUUGUCCGGGUGGCAUCGGGAUUUCUGCUCAGGCGCAGCCACUUUUUGCGGAGUUACUCCAGGCGGCAUUGGAACAAGUGCUGUCUUGUGACUGUACUGGGAACACUGGUUGCCCAAACUGCGUUCAGUACUUUUCAUGUGACGAAUAUAAUGAAGUCCUAGAUAAGACGGCAGCCAUCCUUAUUCUUCAGGGGGUAAUAAAAGCCGAGGAUGCCCUGCGAGAGGAAGCCACCAACACAUCGUGUCCAUAGGUCCAAACUCGGUAGUCAAAUAUUUGGUGGGAGGCCUGGCACUCGAUGCAGGGAGCAAAGCCAGUUUAAGCGGUCUAUUCUGCGGGUUUAAGUGCACUUCUAGAACAUCCUCUGGAGCGUUACUAGCAAAGUAUCACAGGCUGCAUGCAAAGUGGCAAUUCCAGGCCGGCAUGAGUGAAGGCAGGCAGGCAGGCAGGCAGCCUCCGUUCUCGAGUCCUAAACAGGGGAAGAUGGGAAGAAAAGCCAACACACCAGAGAACAGCAGCAGCACAGAGGGGGUCUUUUUCACAUAAGGAAGUUACAAUCAGGAGUUAAGGAGGAGAACACAGAAUCAAAAUGUCCAGGGAAAGAGACAGUGGGAAAUGAAUGAUCCAACACGGCGUGGGGGGGUUCUGCAGUUGCAAAAACGAAUCGUCGUAAGGCCGAGUAACUUUGUAGUAAUGGGGGCUUGACUGGGAAAAGGAAGAAGAUUUUGCUGUCCAGCUCAAGACAAGCCAAGCAUUUUGUGGCAGGGAGAACGUGUGUGCCAAGACACAAGGAUGAGAAAUAGAGCCAUCACUGUGUCUUGUCCACGUCUCGGCAGCGAUGGCCAAUGUUGGUCGAAUUCUUUCGCCGAACGGGCUGGUAUGGACAAGCCAUUUUCUGAGCGAAAAGAGAAUCUCGAGUCCAUUUUUGCAAUGCUGCUCCGGAUCUCUCUUUAUAAGAUUGCAUGCAAGAUCUAAUCUCACGUAAAAGUUUUCAUC
Molecule: messenger RNA, 4097 nt
Organism: Selaginella moellendorffii
Lineage: Eukaryota; Viridiplantae; Streptophyta; Lycopodiopsida; Selaginellales; Selaginellaceae
Exons: 26
Coding region: 1-3354 (1117 amino acids)
Molecular function (GO): ATP binding; protein binding; nucleic acid binding
Source: RefSeq, a predicted model, not a curated record